AUGGGCUGUCGAGUCUGUCGCGCGCGCAAGGUCAAGUGCGAUGGCCGCCCCAACGGCUGCCGCAACUGCGAGCGUUUGCAGCUCGACUGCGUCGCCGACGACGGCACCACUGCCCCAUCCACGUCUACCGCCGCCGCCGCCGCCGUCAAGCGCUCCUCGUCGGCCUCGGCCGUUGCCCUGAAGAAGAUUCGCACCUACCGCUCCUGCAACGCCUGCCGCCUCUCCAAGACAAAAUGCGACGGCGACCGGCCCAAGUGCGGCCGCUGCGCCGCAAAACAGGUCGACUGCGUCUACGACGGCGGCGCUGCUCCCAGGUGGACGCGCAACCUUGACCGUCCGGUGUCGACGGCGUCGUCGCAUGCCAACGGGACCGAUGUGGCCACUGGUGCGGCCGACGGCUUGCUGCGCGCGAGCGUCGAAAAGGAGCGAUCGUCAUUUCUCGCAGGCGAGAGGCGCUUGCCGCCGCGGCAGGACGAUACUCCGGCCAACUCGGACGGCGGAGAGCAGAGUGGUCAAGAGGGCAAGCCGAAUGUGUCUAUUCCGGACGGGCAGUCUUGGCUCGUAUCACCCAGCCUCCCCAGCGGCCGCAACUUGCGCCGUGUGGUUGACCAGUACUUUACAAACUUACAUCCCCUGCGGUGCUUUGCCUUUGUUCACAAGCCCACGUUUAUGAGACAGCUUGACAAAGGCCUGAGCACCGACGAUGAGUCUGCCCUCUUGCACAUUGUCUGUGCCCACGGAGCCAAAUUCCACGCUCUCAGCGUUGUCGGUAAUCACGCCCGCGACACCAGCUUAAUCUCGGCUGCUGGAAGUCACUGGGCUAAGCGCGCCGAGUAUCUACUGCUCGCCAACUUUGGCAAGAUAUCUGUACAAAGAUUAAUGACUGCCAUCUUAAUACACGAAUUCCACUUUCGCCAUGGCGAAUACUCACAGGCCCUGAUGAUGAGCGGCCUGGCCGUGCGCAUGGCUCACGCUCUCAAGAUCAACUCGGAGCACUCUGCCGAUAUCAUGUGCUCAGAGUCUGACGAAGCUGCCCCUUCCAUCGUCUCCCGCGAGAGCCGCCGCCGCCUCAUGUGGGCGUGCUACAUCCUCGAUGCCUGGGCGGGCAGCGGCAUCGAUCAGCUGACUCUUUUGCGAGAGAACGACAUUAAGAUCCAGCUGCCCUGCAACGAGAGAAACUUUGGUCUGAGGAUUGCCUGCGUCACCGAGACACUCGGAGUCGGCCAUGUGCUGCAAUUUUUGCCCCCAUCAGUGGUGCCGCGCCGACCAGCCGAGAACAUGGGCAUCAUGGCCUACUACAUUCGCAUCGUAACACUUUGGAAGAAGAUUGUCCGAUACGUCAAUAGGUUGGACUCGCGUAUGGAUGCCAGCCUGCCACCGUGGCUGCCCGAGUCCGACUUUGCUGCCCUGGAUGCUGAUUUACGUCUGUGGCGCAGGGAGCUUCCAGACUUUGUUGAAUAUUCAGCUGAAACGAUAUAUGCUCGUCUUGACUCAAACCAGCUUGGCGCACUCGUUCUCAUCCACUGCACCUACCACCACAACUAUCUGGAGCUGUACAAGCUGUCCAUGCCUGACCUCUUUAAACUGUCCAAACCCGUGUCUAUCCCGCCAGAGCACCAAGAAUUCUUCCAGGCGGCGCAGUCCAACUGCUACCACCAUGCGCAGCAGAUUGCCGACAUUCUGGCCGAGGCCGCCGACCACGGCGCCAGGCUGCUCUCGGACAGUCUGCUGCCGUACUUUGUCUACGACAGCAGCAGGGUCAUGCUCUACUACGUGGCGCGCCUCCUCGACCCCAACCGGCUUGACGCGCAGGACAAGGUGCGCGAUGCGAUCCAUGCAGUGGAGAGCAACAAUCGCGUCUUGCGUAUGAUGGUCGCUCUGUUUCCCAUUGCGCAAUCUCUUUCGACCACCAUUGAGCGAUGGCUGUUUAAGCUCAAGCAGGCGACAAACAGGGAGGACCUUUUGAAUAAGCUACAAUUUGAAUCCCGUGCCGACAUUCCCGGCGCCGUAUUCCCGCCGAACAGCCCUCAUGACAACAGCGAUCUCACGCUGCCGUCCAUUUCGCUGCACUCGCUCGCGCGCACCGGCGUCGGCGCCCGGCGCGCCGCCGAUCGCUCGUCCGUAUCUACGCCGGGCAUGACGUGGAGCGCACCGUCGGCGUCGCCCGCGAGCUCCACGUCGUGGGACCACGUCAACGCCGCGCACCAGCUCGCGGGCCUGAGUCAGGACGUCGCCCCGGCGCGGUCAGGCCUGCAGCACGAGCGCCCCGUGACGGUGCAGCAGCCGAUGCCGUCGCCGCGACGACCCGCGCCCGCGGCGCCCAUGUACGAGGCGCUCGACCUCGACGACCUGCAGAAUUUUCUGAGCUGGGACAUGUACGGCAUCCGCGACAUGGGCGACCCCAUUACCGACGAGGGCGUCGACGACCUAUCGAUGCAGGCGUGGGCUGGCGCCAUCUGA
Beauveria bassiana ARSEF 2860 is the source of this 2460-nucleotide messenger RNA. Its product is annotated as Putative Zn(II)2Cys6 transcription factor. NCBI's taxonomy places the organism in Eukaryota, Fungi, Ascomycota, Sordariomycetes, Hypocreales, Cordycipitaceae. Gene Ontology annotation, cellular component: nucleus. The coding region runs from base 1 to 2460 and encodes 819 amino acids. The record is from RefSeq and is a predicted model, not a curated record. Gene Ontology annotation, molecular function: zinc ion binding; DNA binding; DNA-binding transcription factor activity, RNA polymerase II-specific. Gene Ontology annotation, biological process: DNA-templated transcription; regulation of DNA-templated transcription. The transcript has 8 exons.